This is a messenger RNA of Catharus ustulatus (Swainson's thrush), 918 nucleotides long. RefSeq names its product peptidyl-tRNA hydrolase 1 homolog (gene PTRH1). Gene Ontology annotation, molecular function: peptidyl-tRNA hydrolase activity. The record is from RefSeq and is a predicted model, not a curated record. NCBI's taxonomy places the organism in Eukaryota, Metazoa, Chordata, Aves, Passeriformes, Turdidae. The transcript is spliced from 4 exons. Bases 37 to 771 code for a protein of 244 amino acids.
GGCGCGCGGCGUGACGCCACGCCGGCACGGAGGGCGAUGCUGGCGGCGGAGGUGGCCGGCCUGGGAAACUAUGGGCUGUGGGGCACACGGCACAGUGUGGGCAUGGAGGUGCUGGAUCGGCUGGCCCGGCAGCUGGAGGUGGCUGACAGAUGGCGAGUGGACAAGCGGUGCUGUGCUGAUGUGACCCUGGCUGCAGCCCAUGGCCUGGAGCUGGUGCUGCUCAAACCACGGAGGUUCAUGAACCUCAAUGGGCUCAGCAUCGCCAGUGCUGCUGAGAUCUACAGCCUUGGCCCUGGAGACAUUUACCUGGUUCACGACGACUUGGACAAGGCCUUAGGCAAGGUGGCAAUCAAGCUGGGAGGCAGUGCGAGGGGACACAACGGGGUCCAGUCCUGCAUCAGUGCUAUGCACUCCAACGUGAGUGGGCCUCAGUGGAAGGGGAUCAGUCCUGUGCCCCCCUCAAUGCAUGGCUUGUUCCCCCACUCCCGUUUUCAUGAUUCCCCUCAGACUAACCUCUGCUCCGUUCCCCCCUUUUCUCCUUCCCCUUCUUCCCAGAGGGCUGUUGUCUUUUUGGCUGCCAUGGAGGACAUGGAAACAAUUAGCUUGAGUGGCUCUGCCAGGCCUGGCAGGAGCCUGGGAUCUCGGCACAGCUCAGCAAAAGCCUCUUCCAAAAUUAUGUUUCUUGGAGCAAGCACUCAAAACCACCUGGAAAACAUGAGGAGCUGCUCCCUUGCUGCCCAGUCUCACUCUCAGUAUUGUCACGUUGCCUAGCUCUGUCUGAACACUUGAGGGGACGCUCCCCCAGCUCUCUUCCUUCCUCCCCAGGAGAUGACCCGGCUCAGGAUCGGCAUCGGGCGGCCAGAGGGGGAUGUGACAGUGCCCAACUAUGUCCUGUCUCCGUUCAGUGCUGGAGAGCGG